CCUGGAGUGGGGUCUGAAUAAGCAAGGGGAAUGACGGUUUCUACCUAUUCUGUGGAAUUGUUUGUAAUGUGAUGGGCAAUGGAAUGCGAGGGAAUACUUCGUUUUAUCAGUUGGUGGUUGCUGCUUCAGAAGUGACACAUCGCUUGUCAGCUACACAGAGUGCAUCGGACUUGGAACGCUUCAAUUACACUCAUUGCACAAUUAUGGGUCACUCAAGCAAAUUCACCACAUUCACUACACCGGCGCCCGUAAUUCCUAGUUGAAACACCAAGAUGUCGUGGUGGGUUACACGGACAACAUCCACCUCAUCCAGCACAUCUAGUAACUCGCAUCUUGUACUUAACCCAGGCUGUCUGAAAACGACAGCCGGACUGUUGAAAUUGGCGCAACUGGUAUUCGGUAUCAUUUGCAUGGCCUGUGCGUCACCUGCCCUGGUCGGAGGUACCCAUUGGUUCCUGUUUGUCGUGGUCACAUCAUUUAUUGUCACUCUACUGUGGAGCUUUGUGUACCUGUUCGGUAUCCGGGAGGUACUGAAUCUGCCCAUCAACUGGAUUCCGAUAGAGUUAAUAACUACGGGCUUUGCAACGUUGCUGUACCUCAUUGCAUUCAUUGUGCAGCUGGCGACGUGGUCCAAUCUAUACGAAUACUUUAGGGUCGCGAACAUCGUGGCGGGGAAUCCAUCUCCAUUCUUCCAGUUUGGUCUCGUCCAAGAUCUCGCUUAUCUGAAACACAACAAACUGCGUGUAAUUUCGUUGAUUUGAUUGAAUCCAUGACAGAACGGUACUUGACUCGCUCCAAAUAACCCGUAAUCCGGCACUGCUGGAUGGACGUCAUCAGUAGUGUACCGAUGAUCGCCGCCUGGAGCUCCAAACGUGGUAUUGGCAACGGCUUCGGAAUCCCCUUUCCUGAUGUUCAAUCCGGAAGUUAACGACACAAGAGUAGGCUGUUUCGCUGGCAUGGCACACAUGAAGCUGUAGACUUUUAAAACUAUCGAUGCUGAACUAAAACUAUCGGUGGUCCACCAAACGUAUUGCACUAAGCACUUUCCGUUGAUCACGAGCACUACGACAAGUCCCUCGUGCCACUGAUCAACGAUUGGAUGUCGCUCCGAAAAAUCUCAGCGAAAGUAAAAUUGUACUUCUUCGAACACUUUCGAUCGAAAAACUCCUCGACCGUUUCGUGUAGAUCUUCGUCAGCUGAUUGGGCGCAAAUGUGUAGAAGCCGGGGGUGUCUCGCCAAAUCCUUCCACAUUCCCGUAGAUCGUCUAUCCUAGUUUUGGUGGAAGCUGGCUCGAACUUCUUCCCUUCGCUUGAGCAUUACCAGCUAAUUGGCCAAUAAGAAUACGCGGCACCAUGCUAUCAUAGCUUGCCACCGGAAGACCCCGCAGAUACUCGUACUAAUCCGCUAGCUCUAGGUGUCGCAACGACUGCGGAAAUAGAUCGAGUUUCUCCACUGUUCGCACAUCUUCCAAGAUGUGCUGCUGGUUUCAAGUUCAUCCACGAGAUCCUGCUCUAUCAACGUGUAACGUUCCGUCCUGUUCCGAACGCUAGCGACUUAAGCACCACCUCCUCUAAAGAAGGAUCGUUAGCUCUGCUCAGUUUUACCCGGAUGAGAAUGCCAACUCAGGGCAGGUUUACGUUCCACCAGGACCGAAGUCGCACUUCAACACAUCUGCUAAAAACCCAGUGUCCGAACCCCCAAUUUGCUUGUCGACGUAACAAACUUUAAAAAUAUCAUCACAACCGUUGCACACUCCACAGCCACCGCCGGAGAAAGCGCGAUCGGGCGACAGCGUAGUCUAUUCGCGCCCCGAAUCAGAUCGUUUCCUGCAGUUGACCAGCCAAAGCUGCUUUGGAAUGGAAGUGCUAUCAACACCCAGCAGUAGAACUGCUCAAAUUGCUCUGUGAUUGCAGCAUCUGGGAGAAGAGCGCGCAUUCGAGUUUCGCAAGAUUGAAUUGGAGAGACAAGCAUUGGCUUUAGACCGUGAGGCCCUACACGCGAAGUAUAUGCUGCUACAGAAACAGGCUUCGAUCAAAGCUGUUCGUCGUAAUAAAGUCGGUACAAACGACAACAAACCAUCAACCGAUGGUAAUACGCAUCAUGCUCCUGGACGAGCAGCCGAUCUACCGAAGGAAAUAACGAUAUCGGCAAUACAAUCGGAGAAGCAAUCGAACCAACCGAUAUGACCGUUGUUUACCGAAUUAGAUGCUCGAUCGCAAAUUUUCCGUUACAAUGGUGUGGACGAAAACGGUUUUCCUGGGAAGCUGACUAGACUGAUUAAAGCAACGAUGGACGGUAUGCAAAACUGCGUAAGGAUUUUGGGUGAACUAUCCAGUUCACUCGAAUUUCGCCGGGGACUGCGACAAGGUUAUGGACUCUCAUGUCUACUCUUCAACAUCGCUCGGGAAGGUGUGAUGCGACGAGCCGGGUUCAACAGCCGGGGAACGAUUAUAACAAAAUCCGGACAAUUUGUGUGCUUUGCGGACGACAUGGACAUUAUUGCAAGAACAUACAUUUGGAAAGCAGAGCUGUACACCCGCCUGAAACGCGAUGCAGCAAAGGUCGGACUGGUGCCUCAAAAACAAAGUACAUGCUGGUAGGCGAAACCGAACCGGCGUGCUAAGGACGAUCUUCGGCGGUGUGCAGGAGAACGGUGUGUGGCGGAGAAGGAUGAUCCACGAGCUCGCUGCACUUUACGGCGAACCUAGCAUCUAGAAAGUGACCAAAGCCGGAAGGAUACGGUGGGCAGGGCAUGUGGCAAGAAUAUCGGACAACAACCCUGCAAAGCUGGUGUUUGCAACUGAUGUGGUUGGUACAAGAAGGCGUGGAACGCAGAGAGCACGUUGGGCGCGACCGAGGAUGGAGAGCGGCAGCAACAAACCGAGUAUUGUGGCGUACUAUUGUUGAUUAUGUCUUGUCUUAAUGAUAAAGAACAAAUAAAUGUAUGUUUGUAUGUAUGUAUGUAUGCAUGUAUGCAUGUAUGUAUGAUCGAUCGCAAUUGCCCACUGGGAUUCAGCAGCAGAACAUCGGCGCGUUUCCCGUGGCUAUUCUGAAAGAGCAGAGUGAGAUCAUGGAAUGCAAUGAGAAGACGGAAGGAGAGAAAUUUGUACUCUUGCCUUGCCAUGCUGGCGAGAGUAGCGCAACGUUUCGAGAACUACGGGAUGAGAAUACUGAGUUGUACCAUAUACAGACGAAUAGCUCGUCUUAUCUGUAUGGUUCCACCGAUCAGGGACUACCGACCAUCGCAUCCCGACGAAAGAUGCAGCUCAACUUCGUAAAUGAGAGAAACACCAUGGGCAAUAAGAAGUUAAGAAAAACCGAAUGUCGAUCAGUGGUCGAUACCCAGGUAGCAGAGAGAGAGCGAAACAAGUACCGUGCGGCAGAAGACUGUAUAACAUUGAUCGACGUUCUGAUGGAUCCAGAUACUGGUCAGAGAAUGAAUGGACUGCUCGAGGCUCCAACGGAUUUGAGCUCAAACGAUGAGGAUGGAUGUAUAUUGAGAGCUCCACAGGCUAACUCCUCUUUGAACGGUCAUCGACAUGGGAUUGAGACAGAACCACAAUUACCAUCGAUUCCAACUUAUCAAUUAGUGCUCACGGAGAUGGUAGGGUCGUCAUUCUUCCGCAGAUACGACCACGAAACGUCGACGUUACGAAGGUGUACGUAUCGUUCCAGUUCAUGGCAUCGUCGUGGUGAGAACCGCAAACGCCGAUAAUUGUGUUGGAAGGCAUGCAGCAAGACUCGGGUAUAUUCGCAACUUCGGUACCGUGAACGAAGUUGCGUCAGCAGUGAGGAGGAGAUAAGAGAUGGGAAGCAUGUGAACAGAAAGAAACGAGUUUGGAUGAGAUAAGAUCAUCACAAUGUCUUUACCACAGAGAACAGACAUCCAGGCUAGAUCAAAUUUCAUUCAGAAAGUUGUGUAAAGAUUUGAAUCUUCACUUGAGUAAGGUUGCAAAGAAAUACACGAUGAAAACACUAACGCCGCCAAACACUAUAUUGCCACAGUCAGUGGUGAAUUGAAACAUUUCGAGUAGUGAAUUGAAUUAGCAUGGGAAAUUAACCGAUUGCAGCGCCACGGUGUUGCCACUUGCGUUUCCGAUGAAAUAUUCCUUACACAAAAUUCAGAUUGAACUUGGAUGUCUGUUCUCUGUGGUGAAGCUUUGGCGGAGAAAAUCGCCUUAAUCGUUAGUCCCGUAUAAUGCCAAGUGAUUCUAUUGAAGUUUGCAAAGAUGGCAGGAAACGGAUUGUUCCGGUGAGUUACGCAAUAUUCACAUAGACAAAUUAGUGAAACGAUUGCUAGGUGAUCGAAAACACCCUUGUCAUACGGGCGUAUCUACAAUGAUCGAUUUCUCUUCGGAUUAUUCCGGGAAAAGCGUACAGUUUUAGAAUUAUUUCUUGGUGUAGUCUAACUGAUCGUCUGGGCAAAAUUUGAAAAACAUCGUAGGGCCCAUUUUUCAGUAUAGUGUAUAACUUCAAAAAAGAUCUUCGGCUCCGUAAAGCGUUAUACGUGAUUGGGCCCCAAAUCAAUGAACUAGAUAAAAAAAAAUUCUUCCUUCUUUUAUUCUUACGCACAUAAUGUGCUUUCCCUUCAUUUACUUUUUUGUUUAUUUACAUUCACGAUUUUCUUAACGUAUUUGAGCUUGAGAACACAGAAAACACUGUUGUGUAAUAUUACAUCUGAACUGCUGCAACCCGAUCAAUACGUUGGUUGCAUGAAUAUUACAUUGGACGAUGUACACAUAAGAACAAAAGAGUUUAUAUCAAAACGAUGUAAUCGUACAUAGGAAUCGUGAUUACAUUGAUUAUUUAGUACAUCGGAAUGAAUUACAUUGGACGGGUUGCAUUUAUUUUUUGCUGUGAAGAUACACACAUUAUUGAAAUAUUUUUAUAUAAAUUCACAUUUGUUUAUAAAAUGUUCAUAUUUUCUUCAAAAAGUUCGACAAAACUAUGCUAAUUAUACACAGAUAAAAAUAAUGAUAAUUACACGUCAUGUAAACUUCAUUUUAGUCAUGUAAACUUCCAAGUACGAUGGUUUACAUGACAUAUCAUGUAAAUUUGUGUUAUAUAUCAUGUAAAAACUCUGAGUCAUGCUGAAUUACAUGACAUAUAAUGGAAGUUUACAUGGUUUUUCUUGAGAUUUACAUGAUAUGUCAUGUAAACUUCUGUGAAAUCUCACGCUCCAAUUAUGUGCAUUAUAUGUCACAGAAAUUCACACUAUCUUUUCGAUCUGUGUAUCUAAUUCUCAAUGCAAUACAAUUCUUCUUGAAAAUAUUUCAUCAAAAUCGUUUAAAAAAGGGCUGAGUACAUAAAUAUUUUGAUAUUUUCUUUGAAUAUAUGGCUUUACGCCCUUCAAAAGGGCCUAACUAAAAAUGGGCCCUACGAUUUUUCUUUCAAAUUUAGCCUAGACAUGCAAGAUAGUCAUAGAAAACGAAUGGUAGGCACUGAUUGGAUGGAGAUUUUUAUUUUAUAAUAACGGUCUGGGGAGCACCGUGUCAACUAUUCCCA
Molecule: messenger RNA, 5505 nt
Organism: Aedes albopictus (Asian tiger mosquito)
Lineage: Eukaryota; Metazoa; Arthropoda; Insecta; Diptera; Culicidae
Product: MAL-like protein
Exons: 5
Coding region: 273-761 (162 amino acids)
Cellular component (GO): membrane
Source: RefSeq, a predicted model, not a curated record